GGCGGCGGAGGAGGAGGACAAGAGGCAGCUCCCUUGAGCGUCCCCCCAGGCAGUAGUCACCGCAGUGGCGGUGGCAACAGUGGUGGCAGCGGCGGGCGGCGGCGGCGGCGGCUCUUCCUCUCGCCUGCGAUCCAAGGCUUGCUGUUCCCAGCCCGCGCAGGGCCCCGGCCACCUCCGCCGCCGCGGCUCCCCCUACACCCGGGCGCACACCGCGCGGACUCCUCUGGUUUUCCGGGCACCGGCGGGGGCUGCCCUGGCCUCGGCCCCGGCUCUGCUACCGGUGGCAGAACUCUGUGGCGGCCCCGAGGCGCCGCCCUCCCCCUUGCCACCGCUUGGCCGCUGCUCUUCGGCUCCGACAUGGAAGAUGGACCCUCUAACAAUGCGAGUUGCUUCCGAAGGCUGACCGAGUGUUUCCUCAGCCCCAGUUUGACGGAUGAAAAGGUGAAGGCCUAUCUUUCUCUCCAUCCCCAGGUAUUAGAUGAGUUCGUCUCUGAAAGUGUUAGUGCAGAGACCGUGGAAAAGUGGCUGAAGAGGAAGAACAACAAAGCAGAAGAUGAACCAUCUCCUAAGGAAGUCAGCAGGUACCAGGAUACGAAUAUGCAGGGAGUCGUGUAUGAGCUGAACAGCUACAUAGAGCAGCGCCUGGACACCGGCGGGGACAACCACCUCCUCCUGUACGAGUUAAGCAGUAUCAUCAGGAUAGCCACAAAAGCCGACGUUGCACUGUACUUCCUUGGCGAGUGCAACAAUAGUCUGUGUGUGUUCACACCACCCGGAAUGAAGGAAGGUCAACCCCGGCUCAUCCCCGCAGGGCCCAUCACCCAGGGCACCACCAUCUCUGCCUAUGUGGCCAAGUCUAGGAAGACUCUGUUGGUAGAGGACAUCCUUGGGGAUGAACGAUUUCCCAGAGGCACUGGCCUGGAGUCAGGAACCCGAAUCCAGUCUGUCCUUUGCCUGCCCAUCGUCACUGCCAUUGGAGACUUGAUUGGCAUCCUUGAACUGUACAGACACUGGGGCAAAGAGGCCUUCUGCCUCAGCCAUCAGGAGGUUGCCACAGCCAAUCUCGCUUGGGCUUCCGUAGCAAUACAUCAGGUGCAGGUGUGCAGAGGUCUCGCCAAACAGACCGAACUGAAUGACUUCCUGCUCGAUGUCUCAAAGACAUACUUUGAUAACAUAGUUGCCAUAGACUCUCUACUUGAACACAUCAUGAUAUAUGCAAAAAAUCUAGUGAACGCCGACCGCUGCGCGCUCUUCCAGGUGGACCACAAGAACAAGGAACUAUACUCGGACCUGUUUGACAUUGGGGAGGAGAAGGAGGGGAAGCCCGUCUUCAAGAAGACCAAGGAGAUCAGAUUUUCCAUCGAGAAAGGGAUUGCGGGUCAAGUGGCAAGAACGGGGGAAGUCCUGAACAUUCCCGACGCCUACGCGGACCCGCGCUUUAACAGGGAGGUGGACCUGUACACGGGCUACACCACGCGGAACAUCCUGUGCAUGCCCAUAGUGAGCCGAGGCAGCGUGAUUGGCGUGGUGCAGAUGGUGAACAAGAUAAGCGGCAGCGCCUUCUCCAAGACGGACGAGAACAACUUCAAGAUGUUUGCUGUCUUCUGCGCUCUGGCCUUGCACUGUGCUAAUAUGUACCACAGGAUCCGCCACUCUGAGUGCAUCUACAGGGUUACCAUGGAAAAGCUGUCUUACCACAGCAUCUGCACCUCAGAGGAGUGGCAAGGCCUCAUGCGCUUCAACCUGCCAGCACGGAUCUGCCGGGAGAUCGAGCUAUUCCACUUUGACAUUGGUCCUUUUGAAAACAUGUGGCCUGGGAUCUUUGUCUACAUGAUCCAUCAGUCUUGUGGGACAUCCUGUUUUGAACUUGAAAAAUUGUGCCGUUUUAUCAUGUCUGUGAAGAAGAACUACCGGCGGGUUCCUUACCACAACUGGAAGCAUGCAGUCACGGUGGCACACUGCAUGUAUGCCAUACUUCAGAACAACAAUGGCCUCUUCACAGACCUCGAGCGCAAAGGCCUGCUAAUUGCAUGUCUGUGCCAUGACCUGGACCACAGGGGCUUCAGUAACAGCUACCUGCAAAAAUUUGACCACCCCCUGGCAGCGCUGUAUUCCACCUCCACCAUGGAGCAGCAUCACUUCUCCCAGACUGUGUCCAUCCUUCAGUUGGAAGGGCACAAUAUUUUCUCCACGCUGAGCUCCAGCGAGUACGAGCAGGUGCUGGAGAUCAUCCGCAAAGCCAUCAUCGCCACCGACCUCGCCCUCUACUUUGGGAACAGGAAGCAGUUGGAGGAGAUGUACCAGACAGGGUCGCUGAACCUCCACAACCAGUCCCAUCGAGACCGCGUCAUUGGCUUGAUGAUGACUGCCUGCGAUCUUUGCUCUGUGACAAAACUAUGGCCAGUUACAAAAUUGACAGCAAAUGAUAUAUACGCAGAAUUCUGGGCCGAGGGUGAUGAGAUGAAGAAGCUGGGCAUACAGCCCAUUCCGAUGAUGGACAGAGACAAGCGAGAUGAAGUCCCUCAAGGACAGCUUGGAUUCUACAAUGCCGUGGCCAUCCCCUGCUACACUACCCUGACGCAGAUCCUCCCACCCACAGAGCCUCUGCUGAAGGCCUGCAGGGAUAACCUCAAUCAGUGGGAGAAGGUAAUUCGAGGGGAAGAGACAGCAAUGUGGAUUUCAGGCCCAGUAGCUGGCAAAAGCACAUCUGAGAAGCUGAACGUGAAGGUUGACGACUGAUCCCAAAGGGAUGUCCGCCCAGCAACGGACUCAACCUGCUUCUGUGACUUCGUUCUUUUUAUUUUCAAGGGGGUGAAAAAACCCUCUCUCAGAAGGUACCGUCGCAUAUCCAUGUGAAGCAGACGACUCUCUGCUUGCUGUACACACCUCGGACAGUGAGCUACCCAGGCUCCACCGUGUUCAGAUGUCGGCUAUUCCGUGGCUCCACCUGACCUUCGAAUGCUGUUUGCUACCAGGCCAGCGCUGCACUGGCUGGAGGGGGCAGAGACUACAGGAGGGGUUCUUGCCUGCAUCCUUCCAUGAGGGUGUGGCCGGUACCCUGGUUCUAUGCUUCCUCUCUAACAGCAAUGCUGCCGCUUGGUGGCAUUGGUUAGAAAUGGGACACACACCCCCUGUUGUGAAGUUUACAUGUGACCUUCCUGUAGGUUAACUGAGUUUGUAGCCUGGAACACACGUAAUGAAAGUUACGAGUCCACAGGUGAGAGAGAAAUUGAUUACAGGUGUACUUCAGGUGUGUUCCUUCAGUUUCUCUGGGGGGGGCACGUAGGUGAAUCAUUGCCACUCAGAAGGAAGCAUACCUCUGCCCUCAUCAAGGGGACACAGGGUACACCCCGGGCUUCGGGGAACUGCAGCUUUCUCUUCAAACCAUGUCAAAGAAUUAAAACACCCCUCUCUCCCCCACCCCCCACUGUAGCCUUUGGCGACUUUGCCAAAUUCUUUACACAAAGAAAAUAAAAGUAAGGCGUAUAAAUUUCCUCCAGCAAGCAAAUCUUGUGAGUAAAAAAAAAAAAAAUGUGAAUUUUAACAAUCUCUUUAUAUUUUCACUGUGUGUUAUGGCAGAAUUUUAGUCACAUCCAAAACAAAAGAUUAUUCCAGAGGACACCUCAUCCCAUGUCAUACCCUCUUCAGAGGCACAGACAGCAUGGCAGUCUCCCGGGGUUCUGAUCCCUCUCCUCACUGUGCAGUCAGGCUGGACAGGUGGAGAUGCAGGACCACCACAUUGACCCUGAUGGUGUCUCCUCUCACCGUUCAGACAUCCACAACAAAGGCUGAAUGCCACUGUGUGUGGCUAGUUCUCCAGUGUGUGUGACCUUCUAGAGAAGCCAGGGCCCCCUUGGCCCUCCCUGUGGAGUCCUAAGGAAGUCACAGGUUCAUGCUAUGGGGAUUUUCAGGAUAGCAGCAUGGAGACCAGAGAAUCCAAGCUCCAUUGUUCUCACUCAGUGAGCCUUGAGAAGGAAGAGACUGACCAGAGACCAGAAACAAACACUGGCAGGAGCAUGAAAAGUUGCUUUAAAACGAAUUUUUGGAAUAAAUUUUGAUACACCCGAUACCAUACACACAGAAGCUUGGCAUUUGCCAAGUCUAUUCAGUUUCCUUCUACACAUUGACGACUCACAGCUGUAGCAGAGUGGGCUGAACACAAGCCGUGUCUUUAACACUGUACAUGUGAUUUUCCCCACGGGCUUCUAAAAUGUCACCAUCUCUUCCCCGCCGUGUACUACUCCCUUUACUGUUAUAAGGUGACGUAAACAAGAGAAGCUACAACAACACCAGGACUGUGCACACAUGUGCACACACAUAUAUGCAUGGUGUGGGGGACAA
This is a messenger RNA of Arvicanthis niloticus (Nile rat), 4341 nucleotides long. Lineage: Eukaryota; Metazoa; Chordata; Mammalia; Rodentia; Muridae. The record is from RefSeq and is a predicted model, not a curated record.